Messenger RNA from Trichosurus vulpecula (common brushtail), 5766 nucleotides. RefSeq names its product DENN domain containing 3 (gene DENND3). NCBI's taxonomy places the organism in Eukaryota, Metazoa, Chordata, Mammalia, Diprotodontia, Phalangeridae. Gene Ontology annotation, cellular component: cytoplasmic vesicle. Gene Ontology annotation, molecular function: protein binding. The record is from RefSeq and is a predicted model, not a curated record. The coding region runs from base 1 to 3879 and encodes 1292 amino acids. Gene Ontology annotation, biological process: regulation of Rab protein signal transduction. The transcript is spliced from 23 exons.
AUGGCUGAGCCGGGCUCGGUGCCGCCGCAUCUGUUGCUGCCCCCGGGGCUGCUGGAGCUGUGCGCGCUGCUGGGAGCCCCCCGGGAGAGCCUCCGCGAUGUGGAGCAGGUUGCCCAGAAGAAAGGAAUGAAAAAACUUCUUCCUCUUGAGCCUGAGGUUCUUUCUGUGUUUGUACCUCCAUUCAUCAGUAAAGAGGACAGUUCGACAGCUAGUGCCAGUUGUACUAAUCUGAAUAAAUCAAGAAGACGAUCUUUCAGGAAAAAAAGAGACAAGCUCAGAACUGAGAACUGGAAGAACCCCCAUGGAGACCAGAAAGUACCUGAUGUAGAAGAUGUUAGUAUUCCAAAUGGUGUCGAUCUAAGUGCUUUGCCACAGCUAUGCUUUCCAGGAGGACUCUGUGUAGCUCCCGAAAACAAGGAAGACCGAGUGCAUUUCCUGGUCCUUACUGAUGUAUGUGGGAACAGAACAUAUGGUGUGGUCGCACAAUACUACAGACCUAUACAAGAUGAACACUGUUUCUACAAUGGCAAAACACACUUCGAAUUACCUGGGCAGACCACGCAUGCUGUUAGCUGCUUUGUGCCUUUUGCUAUUUGUCUUAUAUCUAGAUAUCCGUAUUAUAAUGCCCUCAGAGAUUGUCUUUCCUGUUUAUUGGCACAACUGAAACUUUGUAAGGAUUUUGAUGUUGAUGAGCGAAUAAAAGAUUUUGCUGCAAAAUUGUCUUUAAUCCCCAGUCCUCCACCUGGACCGCUCCAUCUGGUUUUUAACAUGAAACCACUACAGAUAGUAUUUCCUUCACGGGCGGAUCCUGACAGCCCCAUUGUAGACCUGGACCUUCACCUUCCCUUACUGUGUUUCAAACCUGAGAACGUAUUACAGAUCAUCUCCUGCAUUUUAACUGAACAGCGGAUUGUCUUUUUCUCUUCGGACUGGGCUCUACUCACGCUCAUCGCUGAGUGCUUUAUGCUGUAUCUUCACCCCAUUCAGUGGCAGCACACCUUUGUACCCAUUCUUUCUGGUCAGAUGCUAGACUUUGUAAUGGCGCCUACGUCUUUCCUUAUGGGUUGUCAUCUUGAUCACUUUGAAGAAGUUAGCAAGGAAGCAGAUGGCUUAAUCCUAAUAAAUAUUGACAAUGGAAACAUUACCUAUUCCAAAUCCUUGGAUGAUGAUAACAGUGAUAUUGAUAUUCCAGACAUCCCUUUACAAGCUGCCCAGACAUUCAUUCAAAGGGUAGAAAGCCUUCAGUUGCACUAUGAUCUAGAACUCUCCCAUUUAAUGUCAAGCACUGAUUUAAGUGAGGUCCAAGCGCGUAGAAGGGCAUGGCAACAAAAACGAAAUUCUGAAAUGCAGCAAAUUACUUUACAACUAAUUGUUAACAUCUUCAGAGAAGUAAAAAACCAUCUUAAUUAUGAACAUAGAGUGUUCAAUAGUGAAGAAUUUCUCAAAACAAGAGCACCAGGGGAUCAACCAUUUUAUAAAAAGGUGUUAGAGACCUACAUAUUUCAUUCUUUUCUUAAAGCUCGUCUUAACAGAAGGAUGGAUGCAUUUGCUCAAAUGGAACUUAGCACCGAGUCUGAAGAAGACAGAAUGAGUAUCAUGCUUGUAAGCCCAAGAAGACCAACAAUUGAGAAAAUGGCUUCUCGAAGAUUUUCCCGUCAGUACAUAGCUAACAGACGAAUGGUAGUGAGCAUGCCAAAUCUACAAGACAUAGCAAUACCUGAAUUACCCCCAAGGAAUUCAUCACUUCGGAAAAUAGAAACUGUGAAUAGUUGUAAAGGCAAUAAUACAGUUCCAAAGCUGACCUCCAAAUCAGUGUACACAUUCAAGAUACCAGAAAUACAUUUUCCGCUGGUGAGUCAGUGUGUUCAUUCCUAUUUUGCUGAUUUUAUCAACCUUCUGAGUAAGGCUAUCAAUUUCCCACCAUCUGAUAACUCUGUGCUGCUGGCAAGGUAUUUCUACCUUCGAGGACUCAUUAAUUUAAUGCAAGGGAAACUCCUGGGUGCACUUUCAGAUUUUCAGAGUCUAUACAGAACGGACAUAAGUAUUUUUCCCGCUGAUCUCGUAAAUAGAAUGGUGGAGUCAAUGUCUUCUUCUGAGCGUUCCCAAGCUGAACGGCAGCCCGAGCUCAGAAGACUCAUUAGUGAAAUAAUGGAAAAACCAAGAGAAGCCACCAAGGUAGAUGACCACGUUAAAAACUUUGAGUUACCAAAGAAGCAUAUGCAUCUGGAUGAUUUUGUGAAGAGAAUCCAGGAAUCAGGAAUUGUGAAGGAUAUCAAAAUUAUCCACCGGUUGUUUGAGGCAUUGACUGUAGGACAUCAGAAGCAAAUUGACCCUGAAACAUUCAGAGAUUUCUACAACUACUGGAAAGAGACAGAGGCAGAGGCCCAAGAAGUCAAUCUUCCACCUGAGGUCAUCGAGCACCUAGAUAAAAAUGAAUGUGUCUACAAACUAUCAAGCUCAGUCAAAACGAACUACGGAGUGGGGAAAAUAGCCAUGACACAGAAGCGCUUGUUCCUCCUUACAGAAGGAAGACCUGGCUAUGUGGAAAUUUCCACCUUCAGAAACAUAGAGGAAGUGAAAAGUACAACUGUGGCCUUUCUAGUUCUGAGAAUACCCACACUAAAAAUUAAAACUAUUUCCAAAAAGGAAGUCUUUGAGGCUAAUCUUAAAACAGAGUGUGAUCUUUGGCACCUGAUGGUGAAGGAGAUGUGGGCUGGAAAGAAAAUGGCCGAUGAUUAUAAGGAUCCCCAAUAUAUCCAGCAAGCACUGACUAACGUUCUGUUAAUGGACGCUGUGGUUGGUGCACUUCAGUCAUCAAAUGCCAUUUAUGCUGCCUCCAAAUUAUCUUACUUUGAUAAGAUGAAGACUGAAAUGCCUAUGUCAGUUCCAAAAACAACUUCGGAAACACUGAAGCAUAAAAUAAAUCCCUCCUUAGGAGAAACCUGCCCGCAAGCCAUAGAUUUCCUGUUAUACACACCAGGACAUCUUGAUCCGGCAGAAAAGAUUGAAGAUGCUCAUCCCAAACUGUGGUGCGCUUUAAGUGAAGGGAAAGUGAUUGUGUUUGAUGCAUCCUCCUGGACAAUCCAUCAGCAAUCCUUCAAAGUGGGCACUGCUAAGUUGAAUUGCAUGCUGAUGGCAGAGCAGAAUCAAGUUUGGAUCGGCUCUCAGGACUCCAUUAUUUAUAUUAUUAACAUUCAUAGUAUGUCCUGUAACAAGCAACUCACUGAUCAUCGCUCUAGCAUCAUGGAUUUAAUUGUAGAAGAUGGAAACAAGGAAUCUAGCAGCAGUGAAGUCUAUUCAUGCAGUUUGGAUGGAGUAAUCAUUGCUUGGAAUGUCAGUACCCUGAAAGUGAAUAGGAGAUUUCGUCUGCCAUACCAAACUCUAACUUCCAUUAAGCUUCAUAAUGGCCGCCUUUGGUGCUGUAUAGGCCGGAGCAUUAUGGUUGUGACAACAAAUGGAUUUCUUCGGCAAGAACUGAAAGUUGACGAGCUCUUUGAGGAAAUAUUCCCCUCUUUCCUCUGUUUCCAACUGGUUCCUGAGCAAGACCAGGUUUGGACAGCAUGUGCUGGACACACAGAGAUAUAUGUCUGGAACAUAAAGGACUUCUCAAGGCCACCUCAUAAAAUUCAGCUUCAAGACUGUUCAGAGAUCAGCUGUAUGAUCAAAGUGAAGAACCAGAUCUGGGUUGGCAGCAAAGGACUGUCCCAGGGAAAAUACAAGGGAAAAAUCUAUGUAAUUGAUGCUGAUAAGAAAAUUGUGGAGAAGGAGCUGGUAGCCCACGCUGACAUGGUGAAGGCUUUAUGUUCAGCAGAGGACCGAUAUGUGCUGAGUGGUUCAGGCAAAGAGGAAGGAAAGAUUGCUAUUUGGAAAGUUGAAUAAUUUUUAGCACUUUGAAAUGUUACACAUUUUAAUGUGUAACACACAAAUGUGUAAUGUGUAACAGUGUUACACACAAAUGGUCACUAUGAUGGCCAGAAAAGAGGACCACUGGGAGUGGUAUUAAAUAAAUGUAUAUCUUUGCUGUUAUACAUUUAUCCUUUUUAAAGUGGAAGGAACCUUAGAAGUCCUUCUGUCCAACUCAUUCAACUCUUCCCAUCAGCUCAACUCAUCCAGCCAUUUUAUCGAAAGCCCAGAACAGGGAAGUUACUUAUUUAAGGUCACAGAACUGUGACUAAACUCCACCAUGAUGUUUUAUAUUCAUGUUGCCAAGACAAUCACAAUGUUCCAUCUGUGGGCGUCUGUUUCCUCAUGAGGCGGACUUGAUCAGCUCUGAAGUUUUUUCCAUUUCUAACAUUCUAUCAUUCUCAAAGUUGGAAACUUAUACUUACAAGAUUUUUGCCUCUCCAAGCCUCAAAGAGAUGACUCAACCUCCUCAGAGGUUUCUAACUGAUCACAAACCGAUAGCCCUAGAGACACAAGGACACUGAGGAGACAUCGAGUCCAUUUUUCUACCUUUAGGUAAACUAGUAUUUAACUUGUCAGCCCCCUAAAAUGCAUCAACCAACUAAGCCUCCUCAAGCACAUUUUGCAGGGGGUGGGGGGGAAUGAUCUCAGAAGGUAUGAAUCAGGAAUGCAGCCUCUGCUGAACAGGCUCAGUUAUGUUCUGAUCCUUUAUCUGGAAUAGAAAGUGGGCUAAGACUUAACUAUGAAUAUGAGAGAUUGUCAACAGUAAGUUGCCAAAUCUCACGUACCUAGAAUCCCCACAGUUAAAACCAUUAACUCCAAGAUUAUCCACGCAGUGAAUUCUUGGCUAUGCUUGAAAACCCGAAUAACAAUGGUGCUGUGACUUGGAAAAGCAAAUUGGAAAACUUUCUGACCAAAUCCGACAGAGAUCCCUGGGUGUUUGUGUGGCACCGUUUGCCUUGUAUGACCACUGGACGUGUCAUGGGUCCAUCUGCAUAGCCACAGGUUUGUGAUUAAAUGCGCUAUGUUUAUAUUUUGUUUUUCAAGUGGGUUUCAUGAGCACUCUUAUUUUCAUCAUUAAAACUUCCAUCCUGACACUGCUUUGAUCAAGCCGAUGAUUCUCCUGUAUUGACAGCAGAGUAAUGACUGAUCUGGCCAGCUAUUUGCGUCAUACCACCUGUGGCCGAUGCCUGGAUUUUUUCUUAAUGACUUCAUAACUUAUGUAAUGAAGAAACCUUCAUAAUAUUUUUCAUAAUAAAAUAAAUAUUUUUGUUUAAGUAUCUCUAGUUACUUGAGUAACAAGAUUCUUAUGUAAGGGUAGCACUUAAAAAAGCACACACCACAAGAUAUACUUUUAAAGUAUUAUAUAGCCAUCUGGUUGGUUGUUAACCUCACCUCCAUAGACACUGCCUACCAGAUAUACAAGGACAACUUCAGGGUUUUUUCUAUGCUUAUUUACAUAUGUAUAUGGUGCUACAUUAUUUAAAUUAGGGAGAAAAAAGUUCUAGGAAUUUUAAUAUCAAUAUUAAAAAUGUUUGUAUUUCAGUAAUUCAACUAUCUGUGUUUUCAUCAGUGUGAGUACUCUCUUUAUUCAUGCAAACUGAAAUUCUUCUGUUCUUUAGUAGACAGUUUCAUAAGUUCCUAUAAGAUCCUGCCCUGCCCCACCCCACCCCAAAAAAAAUCACCUGGCUGCCAACUUUCUGGUGAUGAAAGUUGCACUUGGCUGGGCUAGUCCUCACACUGCAAACACAAUCAGCCAAAGGGUCCAUAAAUCCCAGUCUUUCAAGCUUGCUGUGGAACUUUCUAGACCUUGCCUUUUUCUAAUGUGAACGUCAAGCCCCACCCCACCCCACCCCACCCCAC